GGGUCCUGCGUGUGAAGUACGCGGAAGCUACAGGCGGAGGGAGCUUCGACGGAAGCGGUCUGGUCUGUCAAGGGAGGAAAACAUUUUCACCUAAUAUUUGACACAAAGCGGUUUAAUCCUACCAAAUAGCACCGGCAUCCGCUGCGAUGAUCCUCUUAGAAAUUAAUAACCGCAUCAUAGAAGAGACGCUGACGUUGAAGUUCGACGGCGCAUCCAACGGAACCAAACCCGAGGCCGUCGAUGUGACGUUUGCUGAUUUCGAUGGCGUCUUGUACCACAUCUCCAACCCCAAUGGGGACAAGACCAAAGUGAUGGUCAGCAUCUCUCUGAAGUUCUACAAGGAGCUGCAGGAGCACGGUGCUGAUGAGUUACUCAAGAGGGUGUAUGGGAAUUUCCUGGUUUCUCCAGAGGCUGUCGGGGACAACAUCGGAUACAUCACCUUCGUCCUGUUUCCUCGUCACACCAAUGCCAAUGCCAGAGACAACACCAUCAACCUCAUCCACACCUUCAGGGACUACCUGCACUACCACAUAAAGUGCUCCAAGGCCUACAUUCACACACGGAUGAGAGCCAAAACGUCAGACUUCCUCAAGGUGCUGAACCGCGCUCGACCCGACGCCGAGAAGAAGGAGAUGAAGACCAUUUCGUGAGUAGCUUUCAUUCAUGUUCACCGGCGCGCAGAGAAGAACGAGAUAAGGAGAAAAACCACAAGAACAAAAACGUGAAUCUUUGAUUUGAAAUAUGUUGUUUUCGGCGUUACGACUCAUGCUUUAGGAAUCUUUUUCAAGCUCUUUUUUAUUUUUAUUUUYUUUCGGGUGAGAUCUAAAAAGAGGUUUUUGAGAUUUAUUCACGACACACGAUUGCCGUGUUUUCUUUCGUCUUUGUUGCCAUGUUUUGCUUCGGAUUCCUCUGGGAUUACAGCAACAAUAAACUUCUUUGAUAGAGGAYAAUCACUUCACAUGAAUUCCGUGCAGCCAUUUUCUGAUGCAAUUAAUGAAAAUGAAACCCAUCAGUCACUCAUUUAGUUGGAAGCUCGCAGAGAAUUAAAGCAUACCGAAAAAUUCCUAUCACUAUCG
Messenger RNA from Poecilia reticulata (guppy), 1076 nucleotides. NCBI's taxonomy places the organism in Eukaryota, Metazoa, Chordata, Actinopteri, Cyprinodontiformes, Poeciliidae. The record is from RefSeq and is a predicted model, not a curated record.